AUGUUCUUGCGGACUUCUUCUGGCGUGGUUCGCCUGAGCUCCUGGCUUCGCAAUGAUCGUCUGCCCACCCGCUUUCCCUUCAGAUGGGUUGCUCUGAUCCUCGCCGCCAUCGGGGGCCUCAUUGUAUUCUAUCUGUUUGCUAUCCCACAACUUCUCAAAUUCCGGUUCCGCGCCGGUUUAAGCUGGUAUGAUCUAGGAGUUCAAGGGUUCGGUCCAGACCGACAUUAUAUCUCCUUCGAUCAGGAGUCACCCCUUGUCGAAAUCACCCCGCCUGGUGCAAAAUGCGAUCCCCGGUACACAUUCCUUGCGCCUCGAGGCGAUUCAAUUGCUCAUCCCGGUCCUAUGAUCCUGAAUCCCGCUGGCGAACUUGUAUGGACAAAAUGGAACGGGGGUACGACACAAGAUUUCAAAGUGCAGCGGUACAAGGGCGAGAACUACCUCACUUAUUGGCAAGGAGACACAGACGACGGUUAUGGACGAGGGUCAUGGUACAUGCUUGAUUCAACCUAUACCCAGAAGUAUGUCGUGUCUCCAAUCGGCAUAUAUGACGGCGACCUGCAUGACUUCCAAAUCACUUCCAACGAUACCGCAAUUUUGAUGAUCUAUGACCCUAUCCUGAUGGAUUUGAGCUCUAUCGGCGGCCCGGAGCUAGGAUGGAUUUAUGACGGAAUGUUCCAGGAAAUCAACCUUGAAACCGGAGAAUUGCUAUUCCAGUGGCGCGUAUCCGAUUUUUACCACCCGAGUGAUAGUUAUUAUCCGACUGGAGACAGCGGUCAGACACGGACCUCGGGGUAUGACCACUCGCACAUCAACAGCGUGGACAAGGAUAAUCAGGGCCGGUACCUAGUUUCGAUGCGCCAUCUCCAUACUGUUGCAUGCGUGGAUGGCACCACCGGUGAUGUCAUCUGGUCACUAGGAGGGAAACGGAACAACUUUGCCGAUGCCUCGGAUGGAGCUGCCACCGACUUCUCAUGGCAGCAUGACGCUCGCUGGCAAGGACCCAACCGCCUUAGCUUGUUCGACAAUGCAGCCUACAAUAACAACAACCUCUCCGCGGUGAGCCGUGGGAUGAUGGUUGAUCUUGACACGGAAGCGCGACAGGCAACUUUAGUGCAAUCUUUCGACCAUCCACAUGACAUCAUGGCCGUUUCUCAGGGGAAUGUGCAAGUAUUAGACACAGGGAAUGUCCUCGUGGGCUGGGGCCACUCCGCAGCCUUCACCGAGUUCUCCCCUGAGGGCGAUAUUGUAUGCAAUGUGCACUUUGGUGCGUCUGCUUUUUUCACAUUUGGUCGUGUCGUCUCCUACCGAGUUUUCAAGUUUGACUGGGUUGGUAAUCCUCUGACAAUCCCCGACACUGCAAUCACGCCAGAGAGUGUCUUCGUUAGUUGGAACGGUGCCACCGAGGUAGCAGAAUGGCGGGUUGAGGCAUGGGACGGCGAAGACCUCAGAGAUAUGACCUUCACGGCUGCCGACCAGGUCACUCGCGACGGUUUUGAAACUGAAAUCCCACUAGCCUCCAAGGUUGAUUCAUUCUUCCGCGUGCGUGCAAUCGACUCGAACGGAGAGAGUCUCGGUGUAACGGAACUACUCCAGCGACUACCAUCGUCAUCGAAGGGCUCUCCCCAUAUAAGUCCAUGGGCCCUCGGGCCUAUUGUGUUCGUGGUACUUGUCUCCCUUGUCUGUGGGCUUUAUUUUGCUGUUCACCGUCGACUUCGCCUGGGAUUCGGCUCUAGUGGCCCCUAUCAAUUGGUGUCGCAUAAGGAUGAAAUCGAGGGUGAUGCUGAAAAUCAUCGUCUUCCAUUAUAG
Penicillium egyptiacum is the source of this 1806-nucleotide messenger RNA. Lineage: Eukaryota; Fungi; Ascomycota; Eurotiomycetes; Eurotiales; Aspergillaceae. The record is from the annotation of a GenBank genome assembly.